UGCAGUAGCAGCAGCUCGAGGGGAGGACGAGGAGACAGCGGUUGUGCCCCUCGCACGACGUCAGUGGCAGUCGUGACCAGCAGCGUUCUGCACCUCCAGUGGCGGGAGCUUCUCUCACUCACGGACAAGCAACAUGGAUGCGGCACGCAGCGGCAUACUGGGGUUUGUAGCGCUUCUGCUACUCUUCUCUAGCGGAGCGGAGUGCCACACCGCGAAGAUCAACGCAGCAACACGCGAGGUUCUCUCCAUUCUCCGCGACCCUGCCAACUACGACAAGGGUGUCAUGGCCGCCAAUGAGAGCGGUCCACUUGACACGGAGCUGCAGCUGUUCUUCAGGGACGUCGACAUUGACGAUGUGGAUAUGCAAAUGACGGUGGACUUGACGUUCCGGAUGAUCUGGAGGGACUCUCGUCUUGUAUAUAAGACGCCAGGCGUGCCCUACGUGACGCUCACUGAGUCUGAGCUCGCGUGGUUCCCCGACCCCUUCUUCAAGAACGCGAUCAGCACCCAGCAGCAGCAGACGAUGAUACCGCAGAGCUACCUCAGGGUCUACAGCGACGGGCGUCUCGUGUACAGCACGCGUAUGAUCGUGCUGCUCUCCUGUGACAUGGACUUCUCACGCUUUCCUCACGACGUGCAGCAUUGCAGCAUCCCCAUCGCCAGCUACGGGUACACGAUCGAGGACCUUAUCUUCCAUUUCAAGGACACAUCGGUGACGAUGACCAACGGCAGUAUUCAAUCCAGGAACUUCUACAUCGACCGCUUCGUCACCGACUCCUGCAACUCUAAGACCAGCACUGGCGUGUACAGCUGCGUGAAGGUAGAGCUGCGCAUCAACAGGCAGGUGACGAGCUACAUCCUGGAGUGGUACAUACCAUGCGUGUUCCUGGUUGUCGUGGCCGGCAUGAGUGAGCUGGUGGUGGCCGCUGAGUUCCUCACGAGAGUCUUGCUUACCCUCGUGCCACUCAUCACCCUCGCAAUGUACGCGAGUGUCUAUGCUCUCCUCACUACCCCCUCCGUGCCCUUCUUCAGGCCACUCGACAUCUUCUCAGGUUUUUCUCUGCUGGUGAUUUUCCUUCAGUUGCUGAGGGUCGUCAUUCUUCACUACUACGCCCAGAGGAAGCUCAAGGAGGAGCGGGGCGAGCUUCUGCCACGUCACCCACGCGACGACUUCCUCGAGACAAUCAUCGUCAACGCCGACAACAUCGCCAAGUUCACGCUGCUCGCCUUCUACAUCCUCUUUGUGUUCGUCUACAUCGUCGCCUACUCCACCUGAGCCACGUCACUCAACCUGUUAUAACUUCGUUCUACUUCUCCUCUCAUACACUUCUAAUUCCCAUUAACAUAUUUUAAUAAUUUUGAUCUUUCCUUGGAAUUGAUAAUUACAUUUGAUCUUUCAUUUUAAUUGAUUUGCUGCUUCCUUUCCUACUCCCGCGCGCGUUUAUUUUACGUGCUUCAGCCUCAUGAUCUCCAAUGAAAUCCUCCCUUUUAUCCCUUUAUGAUCAAUUCCCCAUAAUGUUCUUAUCAAGUUCAUAUAUUUUAUAGCAAGUAGCCUAAUUGCGUGUUGCCUGAAAAAUUCCCUUGUCGAAUAUUGUUCUCAGUUUGAUCAUACAGCAUUGCGACCUGUGAACAGGUCAUGAUUCGAACGAAUUUAAUUUUCAGAAUAUUUUAACACGAUACGAUUUUAGUGCCAUUACUUUGCCACUUCAGUAUAUGAUACCGCAUUCAACAUUUUUUAGUAAUGCGCAAGUGUUAUUCUCAUAUUUGGAAGUAGAUACAACUAAAUUUAUAUAAUUCAGUCGUCAUAUGAUCCAGAAAUGAUCAUUAGAGUUAAGAAUGUUUUUCAAGUUUUAAAAAAUAUACUUCCAAAUGUUAAAGUUUUAAAACCUUUUAUUGAAAAUUAAAGUGCAAAGCCCAAAACCUAAUAGAAAGGGGAACAAAAAGUGCGUUAAAAUGCACGCAUAUAUAAACGUAAUAGAUUAUACAGCUGAUAAUAUCGGCUUAGACAAACUAAUGAUUAAAUGUAUCGGUUAGCGAGUCAGAAAUAUUAUUUUUAAGAGUUGAUAAAGACAUAUGUGCUCUAUUUUUUUUAUUUGCGGUUUCAAGCGCUCUUUCAAUUAAGGAAAACAAAAAUAUUGAUUGUAUUAGGCUCCUAAUUACGACUCCAAUGUUAAGCGAUCGAGUGCGGCGUGAGCAAGCAGAUCUUGUGCGAAGAUGUAACGUGAUGCGGUACAUGGGGGCAUUUGUUAAGAUAAUAUUUUUUUAGCCUGAAUACAUAAAUUAUCAUCCGAAUGAUAUGUAUAAUGUAUCGAUGAUUAUAAUAGCGUUCUCAUAUUACAAGCGUAAACAUGCGAUCGUAUGAGCUAUAUUAUAAUAGUGAAGUAGAACAACUCGAUAAUAUUAUUGCAGUCAAACAUAUGUAGCCUCUCAAAACCGAGUCUUAUAUAACUUAUUUCAAAACUACUCGUAGUUCCAUACAAUCAUUAGGAUUCUCUUUUCUUUUCAUUGAACUCAGCGAAACAAGUCCCCAAACUUUAGUCUGGAAUAUGAGUACUCGGAACCAUUAUACAU
Messenger RNA from Hyalella azteca, 2571 nucleotides. Its product is annotated as glutamate-gated chloride channel. The transcript is spliced from 11 exons. The coding region runs from base 134 to 1276 and encodes 380 amino acids. The record is from RefSeq and is a predicted model, not a curated record. Gene Ontology annotation, biological process: chemical synaptic transmission; signal transduction; chloride transmembrane transport. NCBI's taxonomy places the organism in Eukaryota, Metazoa, Arthropoda, Malacostraca, Amphipoda, Hyalellidae. Gene Ontology annotation, molecular function: transmembrane signaling receptor activity; extracellular ligand-gated monoatomic ion channel activity; chloride channel activity. Gene Ontology annotation, cellular component: neuron projection; synapse; membrane.